AUGAGGCCAACGUACCCAGGCAAGGGUAUUAUGUUCGUGCGGAACGACAGCAAGACAUUCCGUUUCUGCCGGAGCAAAUGCCACAAGAACUUUAAGAUGAAGCGCAACCCGCGCAAGCUCAAGUGGACCAAGGCCUUCCGCAAGGCCUCGGGCAAGGAGAUGGUUGUCGACUCGACUCUGCUGUUCGCCGCCCGCCGCAACGUUCCCGUCCGCUACAACCGCGAGCUCGCCGCCAAGACUCUGGCCGCCAUGGACCAGAUUGCCGAAAUCCGCGCCCGCCGCGAGCGCCACUUCUACAAGCGCCGCAUGGCCGGCAACCGCAAGCGCGAGCUCCUGGCGGCGCGCAAGCUGGUGGCCGAGCACGGCCAUCUGCUUAUGCCGCGGCCGCAGCGACCCCUGCACCCCAAGCUGCGCGCGGCGGCAGAGGCCAAGAAGCUGGCGGCGCUGCGGGAGGCAGGAGUGGACGUGGACGUGGAGCUCGAGGACCUGGAGGUGGACACGACCGACGGCGUCAAGAGCAAGACGGCGGCACGGAGAGUGGUGCGGCAACGCAUCACGGCCGAUGGACGGGUGGAGCUGGCCGAGGAAGACGUCGGCAACUCGUCGGCGCUGGUCGACGAGGAUGCUGGCGACGACGACUUCGACGAGGACGACGACGAGAUGGACAUGGACUAA
This is a messenger RNA of Sporothrix brasiliensis 5110, 675 nucleotides long. Its product is annotated as large subunit ribosomal protein L24e. Bases 1 to 675 code for a protein of 224 amino acids. The record is from RefSeq and is a predicted model, not a curated record. Lineage: Eukaryota; Fungi; Ascomycota; Sordariomycetes; Ophiostomatales; Ophiostomataceae. Gene Ontology annotation, cellular component: nucleolus. Gene Ontology annotation, biological process: ribosomal large subunit biogenesis. The transcript is spliced from 3 exons.